Messenger RNA from Cannabis sativa, 1312 nucleotides. RefSeq lists its product as uncharacterized. The record is from RefSeq and is a predicted model, not a curated record. The transcript has 2 exons. Gene Ontology annotation, molecular function: nucleotide binding. Bases 22 to 1224 code for a protein of 400 amino acids. NCBI's taxonomy places the organism in Eukaryota, Viridiplantae, Streptophyta, Magnoliopsida, Rosales, Cannabaceae.
UAUAUAGUUAUAGAUAGAUAAAUGGCAGCCAAUGAGUCCACACAUCAUUUUAUCACUCUAUUACCAAACACCAUUCACUCACUCACUCACUCCAUAGCAUUAAUGGCUGAUCAUCAAGCUCCGCUCAGCUCAAACAAUCCAAUUCGUUUCGGAAUCAUUGGAUGCGCCGACAUAGCUCGAAAACUAGCUCGAGCCAUGUCCCUCGGGCCGGGCGUCACCCUCUACGCCAUCGGUAGCCGUUCGAUCGACAAAGCAGAGAAAUUCGCGUCGCUGAUUGGAGUUUCGGGAACUGAUCAUGAGAUAAUAAAGCUUUAUGGGAGCUACGAUCAAGUGUUGGAAGACCCAUGCGUAGAUGCCGUGUACCUUCCCCUGCCUACUAGUCUCCACAUCCAGUGGGCAGUGAAGGCAGCUAAUAAGAAGAAGCACGUGCUGUUGGAGAAGCCGGCUGCUCUUAAUGUCGCUGAGCUUGAUCAGAUUUUGGAGGCAUGCCGAUCCAACGGUGUACAAUUCAUGGACGGUACCAUGUGGCUGCAUCAUCCUAGGACGAUCAAGAUGAAAGACUUGAUCUCUCAUUCCAAUAAAACUUUUGGCCAAAUUAAUUUCAUUUACAGCACAUCCACAAUGUCAGUAAGCCCAGAAUUUUCGGAGAGCAACAUAAGGGUAAAACCCGACUUAGACGGUCUCGGCGCGCUUGGGGACUUGGGGUGGUACUGCAUUGGAGCCCUUUUAUGGGCAAAGGACUACCAAUUGCCAACCACAGUACAAGCUCAGGACGUUACAACAAACUGCACCGGAGUCAUCUUGUCCUUUACAGCAGCAUUUCAUUGGGACAUUUCAUCGAACAACACGGCUGCAACAAUUCACUGCUCUUUUUUCUCCAACACUUCAAUGGACCUGACUAUAUCUGGUUCUAAUGCUACAAUUCACACCAAUGACUUCAUAAUCCCAUACCAAGAAGACUCUGCUUCUUUUGAGUUAAGUUGUGGUGCCAUGUUUGUGGAUCUCCACAUUGGGUGGAAUGCAGUGCCUGAGGAAGUGAGUGUGGAUUGUGAAUUACCCCAAGAGGCUUUGAUGGUUGAAGAGUUUUCUAGGCUUGUUCGUGGUGUUGUGUAUGAUGGGGUUCAGCCAAAUUGUAAAUGGCCUGAGAUUAGUAGAAAGACACAGUUGGUAUUGGAUGGAGUUAAAAGAUCCAUUGAUAGUGGUUGCAAGCUUGUCCAGUUGUGAGAAAUAUCAAAUGUUAUCAAGUUACAAUUUAUAAAUGGCUAACCAUACACUUUAGCCUUACUCAUAUCAUAUUAUGUUGUUUCUUUUU